This is a messenger RNA of Osmia lignaria (orchard mason bee), 1977 nucleotides long. RefSeq names its product signal recognition particle 54k (gene Srp54k). Gene Ontology annotation, cellular component: signal recognition particle, endoplasmic reticulum targeting; cytosol. NCBI's taxonomy places the organism in Eukaryota, Metazoa, Arthropoda, Insecta, Hymenoptera, Megachilidae. Gene Ontology annotation, biological process: SRP-dependent cotranslational protein targeting to membrane, translocation; SRP-dependent cotranslational protein targeting to membrane. Gene Ontology annotation, molecular function: endoplasmic reticulum signal sequence receptor activity; GTP binding; GTPase activity. The record is from RefSeq and is a predicted model, not a curated record.
CAGAACCUAUACUUUUCACCUUUUUUUGUGGUUUAUGUAGUAUGUCAAAGACAAAAUAUCCUAAUGUCAAGUAUCUUCCGAAAAAGUAAUUCUGUAUCUAAAAAUAAAACAUUUUUAAUUUUUAAUAAAUAAGCGUAAAUAUUAAAUUUGGUUUUACAUUCAAAGCUGAAUGUGUCAUUAUAGUGAAUUGGGAUAACAUUUGGAUAACCAUUGUGUAUAUUUAAUUUUUCAUUUUCUUUACGUGUAAAUUAGUGAGGGCAAAAUGGUUCUCGCAGAUUUAGGACGUAAAAUAACAUCUGCACUUCGAUCACUUAGCAAUGCCACCGUAAUUAACGAAGAGGUUUUAAAUUCUAUGUUAAAAGAAAUAUGCGCAGCAUUACUUGAAGCAGAUGUUAAUAUUAGACUUGUCAAGAAACUAAGGGAAAAUGUACGCCUUGUCAUUGAUUUUGAUGACAUGGCUGGAGGUCUUAAUAAAAGGAGGAUGAUACAAAGCGCUGUUUUCAAAGAGCUUGUAAAGUUGAUUGAUCCUGGAGUAAAAGCUUAUCAGCCGAUAAAAGGACGGUCCAAUAUAAUUAUGUUCGUUGGUUUACAAGGUUCGGGAAAAACGACUACUUGUACAAAACUUGCUUAUCAUUAUUUAAAAAAGAAUUGGAAGGCCUGUUUGGUUUGUGCUGAUACUUUUCGUGCGGGUGCGUACGAUCAGAUAAAACAAAAUGCAACGAAGGCACGAAUUCCAUUUUAUGGAAGCUAUACAGAAGUAGACCCAGUGGCAAUAGCACAAGAUGGUGUAGAAAUGUUCAAAAAAGAAGGUUAUGAAAUUAUUAUUGUUGAUACCAGUGGUCGACAUAAGCAGGAAGAAUCUCUGUUUGAAGAAAUGCUUCAAGUAGCUAAUGCAAUUCAACCAGACAAUAUAAUUUUCGUAAUGGAUGCAACAAUAGGACAAGCUUGUGAAGCUCAAGCCAAAGCUUUUAAAGAACGUGUUAAUGUUGGUUCUAUUAUAAUUACAAAGCUCGACGGACAUGCGAAAGGUGGAGGUGCCCUGUCUGCGGUUGCUGCGACACAGAGUCCAGUAAUCUUUGUAGGAACAGGAGAGCACAUAGAUGAUUUAGAACCUUUCAAAACAAAACCGUUCAUUAGUAAAUUAUUGGGUAUGGGUGAUAUAGAGGGUCUUAUAGAUAAAGUAAAUGAAUUAAAUCUCGACGACAAUGAAGAAUUACUUGAGAAAAUCAAACAUGGACAGUUUACCUUGAGAGAUAUGUAUGAGCAAUUCCAAAAUAUUAUGAAAAUGGGACCGUUUUCUCAAAUAAUGGGAAUGAUUCCUGGCUUCAGUCAAGACUUUAUGUCAAAGGGUACAGAGCAAGAGUCUGUAGCCAGAUUAAAACGUCUAAUGACCAUUAUGGACAGCAUGAAUGAUGCAGAAUUAGACAACAGAGAUGGUGCAAAAUUAUUCAGUAAACAACCAGGCAGAAUAGUAAGAGUAGCACAAGGAUCUGGAGUGACCGAAAAAGAAGUGAAAGAUUUAAUUACGCAGUACACGAAAUUCGCAGCUGUAGUAAAGAAAAUGGGCGGCAUUAAAGGAUUAUUCAAAGCUGGAGACAUGUCUAAGAACGUAAACUCGACGCAAAUGGCAAAAUUAAAUCAUCAAAUGGCAAAAAUGAUGGAUCCCAGAGUUCUACAUCAAAUGGGUGGCAUGCCAGGAUUGCAAAAUAUAAUGAAACAACUUCAACAAGGUGCAGCGGGUGGACUUGGAAACUUAAUGGGUGGUUUUGGUGGGAAAUCGUGAAAAAAAUUUUUAAAACAGGACAUUUGUUAAAUAUCAUUUAGUAGUAAAGGGAGAAAGAGGAAAUUGUACGGAGAAGAGGAGAAGUAUUUUCAAGCCUGUACUACCAUCAAAAAUGAUUUCGUGAAGAUUUUCAUUUUAUGUUUAUAAAUCUUUUUCAACGCGAAGAAAAAAAAAAUAAAAAAUGAUAUUCAUUA